CAUGGCUUCUUGGGCAGCGAUUGAAUGAGCAAAUCGGUCGCCCAAAAUAACCAAGUUAUGGCGAGAUUGAGGUCAGAUUCUGCUAAAACGAAGAGAGAAACUACGAGGAAAACUUCUUCUGCCUCAAGAGUUUGUAAAAAUGGUAAAUCUGGAGCGACAGCGGCGAAGAACUCUGUAUCUUCAAAAGCAAGCUUGCGAUCAGUCAAGCGCGAAAUAGAACCGGCUGCCGAUUCUUUACAGAAAUCAACUAAGUGCUGUGACAAAUCGACGGAUGAACCCUCCAGAAACGGGCCCUCUCACAGAGGCAAGAGGAGAAAGUUCUCAUCCCAGGAGCUUAGUGAAUCUCCCUCAAAAAAACCUAAAGUGAAUUUAUCUGAAGACCAAAUGCCAGAGAAUGUGAAAAAUGUAGAUGGCAAGAAAAGAUUUUCCAAGGCAGAGAAACGUAAAUCAUCUGCAUGUUUGAAACAAGCCUCUAAUAAGAAUGAUGUGAAACCAAAGGCCACCUCCCUUGAGUUGAAACAGGUGCAUGUACCUAUCGCAAAGAUAAAAGGGAAGCUGAAAAAAGGAAGUCCAGUGAAACAUAAACAUUCACCUGUACCUACUCCUGGAGAUGAACAGAGUUCACCUAGAAAACACCAUGCAGCUGCAAGCAAAAGGUUGAAACUAGAUUUGAAAGAAAAUAUCAAAGAAGAGAAUGAUGUUGAGGAAAGUAAAGCAAAAGAAUCUGUGGAAGAUGAUUCUAGUGAUGAUGAGGAGAUAGAGUGGGAAGAUGUUGAUGAGGCUGAUGUUGUGGAUCAUGGACCUGAACACGAGGAAGCUUCAACCUCACAGGAGGAUCAGCCACCCAGCAAAAGCAGUGUUGAGAUCAGUAUCACAGUACCGGGAACAAAAAAGAAAAAAAAAGGAUGGAGUCAUGAAGAUGUUGUUAAAUACAUUAAAAGAGCAAUUAACAGAUUUAGGAAAGAUGUUUACACCAGUGCCCACAAGGUUCACAUUUUGACUCUUAUUGCACAUGGAUUCUUUAGAAACAACAUUUGUAAUGGGUCCCUGCUACAGGCUAUUCUGCUAUCCCAUGUUCCAGGGGACUUUGUUUCUGUGAACAAGAGGAAAUGGGACGUGGUGCAACUUACAAACUUCUUGAAAUGGUUUCAAAGUGAGUUCUCCAGCACUGAUGAUUUAAGAACUGGAGACAAAGAGACAGACAAACAGAUUGCCAGAUUUCAAAACUUAUCUGAGGUAUUUGUGACAAUCUUCAGAGCACUUGGAUUUCUGACAAGGCUUGUGUAUUCCCUUCAGCCCAUGUCAGCUAAAGGUGACGUAGAUGGUAAAACAAGCUCUAAAACUGUGAAGAAGAAUACUCCCAAGGGGAAAAAAGUAUCUCCUCAAAAUUCAAAAAAAUUAUCACCGCCACAUGUUCAGGAGGAAGCUGCUACAAAGUCAAAGAAUUUCAAAUCAGAAAAUGAAUCCAAGACAACUCCAUCUAAAUCUGUGACACUCGUUUCUGAAAAUACAAGUGAUGUUGACAGUAAGAAAUUAAAAAAGGAGAAGGUAACUAAAACUGGUACAAAGGAAGGAGGUAAAUUGAUUAGCGGUGUUCAAAGAACUCCUAAGACUUCUGAUAAGAAUAGCAAAGUCAGCAAGACUAGGAAAAAGAACAAGGAUAACAUUGGUAAUGACCCUGCAAAAAAACCGGUGAAGAAGAGACCUUUACGCAAGAGAGCCAAGGUAGAUUACUCACUCAGUGACCAUGAGAAGGAAAUUGAGGAUGACAAAGAAUGGAGUGAACCAUCUAGUGAAAGUGAAGAGGAGGGAGACACAAACUGCUCAGAAAAAUUCCCAAAGAAGAAAAACAAGUCUCCUCUGGCCAGGACAAAAGUGUCCUCGGCAGAUAGUUGUAAUGGUACACCAACUGAGAACAGUAGCAUGUCAUUAAUUAAUCUUUUGGAUGAUGAUAGUGAUUUUGAAGUUUCAAGCAAACCAUUGGUUAAAAGAAAACUGGCUGCUGAUUCAUCAAAUAAAAAGAAGCCUGUGAAGAUUAUCAGCUCUGAUGAUUCUGAUGAAAGUAUCAAGUGUUUGGAAGUUUUUGCUGAUGAAACAGGUAUCAAUUGGUGGACUGAGGUGUUUUUGCCUUCUGACAAGAAAUGGAUUUGUGUUCAUCUUGAAUCUUCUAGUGUCAAUCAUCCUGAACUGUGUGAACAACAGGCAACCCAACCUAUGGUAUAUGUUGUGUCAUUUGAUAAUGAUAAUUCUGUCAAAGACGUCACAAAUAGGUAUGCCUCUUCCUUCAUGUCUAAGACCAGGAAGCUUCGCAUUGAUUCUGAUUGGUGGGAAGAUACACUUCUUCCAUACAAGUCAAAAAAUAAGAAAAUGGAUAAGAUGGAAAAUUCUCUUCUUGAGGAUCAACUUCUUGACAAACCUCUGCCCACCAGCAUAACGGAGUACAAAAACCAUCCUCUUUACGUGUUGAAGAGACAUCUCCUUAAAUUUGAAGGCUUGUACCCAGAAACUGCAGCCAUUUUGGGUUAUUGCCGCGGUGAAGCAGUCUACUCAAGACAAUGUGUUCAUUUGCUCCACACAAGAGAGAAGUGGUUGAAUGAGGCUUUGGUUGUGAAGCAAGGCGAGAAACCUUACAAGGUUGUAAAAGGACGGCCUAAAAGGAAUCAACCAAUCCAUGAGCGAGAUUCAGUUACAAUUGACUUGUUUGGCAGAUGGCAAACAGAGAAAUAUAAACCUCCGCCAGCGAAAGAUGGAAAAGUACCAAGGAAUGAAUAUGGUAACGUAGAGUUAUUCCAACCUUGUAUGCUGCCACCAGGAACGAGGCACAUUCAAAUAAACGGCAUCCAACGGGUGGCUAAGAAACUCGGCAUUGAUUGCGCUCAGGCUGUGAUUGGAUUUGAUUUUCACUGUGGUUUUAGCCAUCCUGUUAUUGAUGGUGUUGUGGUGUGUGAGGAAUAUGAACAGGUGUUAUUGGAUGCGUGGCAUGAAGAAGAGGAACAAGCAGAGAGGAAAAGAGCAGAGAAGCGCGAAAAACGUAUGCUGGCGAACUGGAAGCUUUUGACGAGGUCACUGUUAAUCCGUGAAAGACUGAAGAAAAGAUACAACACAGAGGAGACAAGCACAGUUGAGACACCAAGCCAAGAGGACGAGGCUGCCACCGACACCUUAGUUUCAUGGCCUCUAAACAGACAAGAGGGCAAAACGAGUGUUGCUGGUGAGGGACAUUGCCAUGUAUUUCCUGAGAGUGGACACUCACAGGAUCCUGUUACCGGAGAAUGGAGUAAAUCAUGUUCGUGUGGAUUAACUCUUCCGUUCGAAAAAAUGUAGACAGAA
This is a messenger RNA of Pocillopora damicornis (cauliflower coral), 3330 nucleotides long. RefSeq names its product DNA repair protein complementing XP-C cells homolog. NCBI's taxonomy places the organism in Eukaryota, Metazoa, Cnidaria, Anthozoa, Scleractinia, Pocilloporidae. Gene Ontology annotation, molecular function: damaged DNA binding; single-stranded DNA binding. The record is from RefSeq and is a predicted model, not a curated record. Gene Ontology annotation, cellular component: XPC complex; nucleus; nucleotide-excision repair factor 2 complex. Gene Ontology annotation, biological process: mismatch repair; nucleotide-excision repair.